UUUUUAGUCUUUACUUAUCUUUUCUCUCUUUCAUGUCUUCAUUCUUCCCUCUCUUCCCAUUUCAAUUCAACCCGUCCACACAAGGACUCAAAUCCCUACCUGCCCUUUGUCCUUUUACUCUCCAUUUCAACGAUUCAAUUUGAAAGAGGGAAGAAAUGUUAAGUCAUUGUGAGAAGAUGAUCAUCUCUUCUCUCCCUAAUGAAUGGCCACAGGUUCCUCUCUCUCUCUCUCUCUCUCUCUCUAUCACAGUCAUGGACAGAUACAAACACACAACAUGUCUCAAUUAUUAUGAAACAUAACAUGACCAUUUUUGUUCCUUAGCUCUUGGAUGAGAAUAUUGAUGUUGGGUUCUUAUUUACUCUAUGUACCACCUUCUAAUCUUUCUUUCUUUCUUUCCUCUUCUUUUUGGUUGUUUUUGGUGCAACAACAGCAACAGCAGCAGCAGAUGAUAGAUGAGACGAGGUUAAUGGCUUCAAGUGGUAGAGGAAUGGAGAAACAAGCGCAAGAACAAGCACUCAAAUGCCCUCGUUGUGAUUCAUCAAAUACCAAAUUCUGUUACUACAACAACUACAGCUUAUCCCAACCAAGACACUUCUGUAAGGCCUGCAAACGUUAUUGGACUAGAGGGGGAACUCUUCGUAACGUGCCAGUCGGCGGAGGAUGCCGGAAAAACAAGAGGGUCAAGAGGUCUUCAUCAAAUGAAACUUCUUCUUCUUCUUCUUCAGCCCUUGGUACUCCAGUACCUUCCCCUCCUCUUGUCUCCACAACUUCCACUCACAUUAAUCCUUUGUUCUAUGGCAUACCCAAUAUGAGUACUCCUCCAGACAUUAAUAAUCUCCCCUUCUCAAGCUUCAAUUCUAGAGUCUCUAAUGGGGUUGAUCUCUUGCCUCAAUUGAAUGCUCUAGGGUUAGGUUUCUCAUCUGAAGAUUACAGAAACGGGUUCAAUCCUUCUAGUCAAAUCCAAGAUGUUAUUUCUACAAAUCCACUUCUUUCCAGCUAUUCUGCUCUUCUUGGGUCUUCUUCAGCUCCUUCAACAGCUUAUUUAAUUGCUUCAAGCCUUCAUCAACAGCAAAAGCUUAUGCAGAUUGGUGGGCUAAAAGAUAGGAAACCUAGUAAUCAUCAUUUUCAGGCUCUGUUACCCUUUGAGGAACUUCAAAUGGAAGUGAAAUUAGAAGAAAGGGAGAACAACAAUCGAUUCCCUUGCCAGAAUCCAAUUGAACCAAUUGGGUCAGCAGAUCCAUCUCUCUAUUGGAAUACAUCCACCUUUGGUACUAAUUGGGCUGACCUCAACAACUUUGGAUCUUCAGUCACCCCUUUAAUUUGAUUAAGCAAAUCUGUGACCAAUCUCAUCUGGUUCUUUCUUUC
Telopea speciosissima is the source of this 1365-nucleotide messenger RNA. RefSeq names its product dof zinc finger protein DOF1.4-like. Gene Ontology annotation, molecular function: DNA binding; DNA-binding transcription factor activity. The record is from RefSeq and is a predicted model, not a curated record. Gene Ontology annotation, biological process: regulation of DNA-templated transcription. Bases 329 to 1324 code for a protein of 331 amino acids. NCBI's taxonomy places the organism in Eukaryota, Viridiplantae, Streptophyta, Magnoliopsida, Proteales, Proteaceae. The transcript is spliced from 2 exons.